UUCAUGUUUUCUUAGUCUUUAGUGUUAGAACAAGUAUGUCAUUCAUCAUCGUUUUAAUUGUGUUGAGUUUUAAAACGUUUGUUCUGCAGGAUUACAGCCAGAAAAUCUGAUCCCAAUCCCAAUAAUGAUUGGUGAAAAUUCAGCGGGAGCAGACACACCCCCUCGCAGAGAACAAAAUCAAGGAAACAUUUCCUUGAUUUUGUAGUCAGUGUCAUUUAGUAAAAAGUGCAGCAAAGCAACAUGGCAGUGAACAUUAUAGGAAUCAUUGUUAUGGUAUGUUUCUACCUUGUGGUCCUUGGAACUGGAAUCUGGGCUUUUUUUAAGUCCAAAAGGAAACAGCAAAAAAGCAAGACCAGUGAAAUGGAGAUGUCUUUGCUAGGCAACAGAAAACUCAGCUGGAUUGUGGGGACUUUCACCAUGACAGCUACAUGGGUUGGAGGAGGCUCAGUUCUUGGGACAAGUGAGAUGACAUACACACCAUCUAUGGGACUGAUUUCAGCACUCACAUACAGCAGUGCAUACAGCCUUUCUUUCAUUUUUGGUGCUCUGGUAUUUGCUAAACCACUAAGAGAAAAAAACUGCAUCACAAUGCUGGACCCUUUCAAUGACAAGUGUGGGAAAUUGCUAACAGGUGUACUGUCAAUGCUGUCACUGCUACUUGACAUAAUGUGGGCACCAGUUGCUUUUAUUGCUUUGGGAGGAACCAUGAGUGUGGUCCUAGAUGUGUCCUACACUGUGUGUGUCUGGAUCUCUGCUGCUAUUGUCAUCAUCUACACACUGUUGGGAGGUCUCUACUCUGUGGCCUACACAGAUGUUGUACAAUUGAUUCUCAUAUUCAUAAGUAUGUGGCUCUGUGUUCCCUUUGUAUUGAUGAACCCCAGCUGCACAGACAUUGGCCAGAGACUGAUGAACAACACCUUACACGCUCCAUGGAUUGGUUCACAACAACUAAAGAAUACUGGGCUCAUAAUUGAUGAGUUCUUUUUCUUUUUACUUGGAAAUCUGGGAUAUCAGUGUUUUCACCAGAGGAUCUUGGCAGCAUCUUCUUUAGCCUCUGCAAGGCUUUCAUGCUUUGUUGCUGCUUUGCUUUUUCCUGUGUUUUUAUUUCCACCUGUACUAAUUGGAGCAGCUGCUUCAUCCACAGAUUGGAAUCUCACUUCAUAUGGUUCUCCGUCUCCAUACGAACGUGGUGAGGCAGCCCUGAUCCUGCCCCUCACAUUGCAGCACCUCACACCUUCCUAUAUCUCCAUUAUUGGUAUUGGGUGUGUGGCUGCUGCUGUGAUGUCAUCAGCUGACUCUGUGUUGAUUUCUGCAGCUUCUGUCUUCACCUCCAACAUUUACAAGAACAUCCUGAGGCCAAAGGCAUCCAACACAGAGAUUCAGUGGGUCAUCCGAGUUUCUGUCUUGGUUGUGGGUGUGAUUGGAACAUCGCUUAGUGAGGGAAAGAACAGUAUCAUAUUAUUUUGGUUCAUUGGUGGAGAAUUGGCCUAUAACAUAAUGUUCCCUCAACUUUUUUGUGUUAUUUUCUUCAAAAUCUUCAAUGGUUAUGGGGCCAUUUUGGGUUGUGUAGUAGGAGUGAUAAUAAGACUCCUCAGUGGAGUCACAUCUCUAGGACUUCCUGUUGUCCUCCACUUCCCAGGAUGUGUCCUUGAGGAUGGAGUUUAUGUUCAGUACGCUCCAGUCAGGACUAUCUCCAUGCUGUCUGCUAUGGCUGCUACUGUGUUUUUUUCUUAUCUGACAUGUGUGCUCUUCAACAAAGGUCUGCUCCCUGAGAAGUGUGACGUGUUCAAGGUGAAAGUACAUUCACCACAUUCACCACAACAGAUGAGUCCAGUCGAUGACAGUGAGACUAGGGCUGAGGUUUCAGAGUCAUUGAUUUAACACAAAAUGUUAGUUCAGUUCUCACAACAACAGCUGUUUUCAAAACAUGAUGGCAAGGAAAAUAAUGAGACAAUCAGUCAUUUUGGAGCACAUUUCCAAAUAGUUUUUGUAUCAUUCAAACUUUCAGGUUGACACACUGAAUGCGGGGAGAAGGUGGAAAUUGUUGAUGGGGCACCACAAAAUGCUUUUCAACCAAAAUAUGCUACACUUGUGAGCCAGACAGUUCAUUUGUUUGUAUGAAGAUCAAGAUCAAGUUUAUUUGUCAUAUGCACUUUCAACACAGGGUCUACAAUGCAAUGAAAUGCUUGGGAUGGGGGGACCGUAGACUCGCUGGGGUAACAUAGAACACACAGUACUAGCAGCAUGCGAUCCUACUACAGGGAAUAAGGUAAGGAAUAGAGGGAGAAAGGGGGGAUAGUAACAGUUGAAAGGGGGAAUAGUGACAGUUGAAAGGGGGAAUAGUAACAGUAAAAAGUUUGCAUAUGUUGAAGAUAUGUUGCAUAUGUUGAAGAUGCAAAUAAAAAUAUUUUGCUAAUACAAUACAGACUUUUAAUGAGCUGAUUACCUUGGCCCCCCUGCUGGAGUGAUUGUCCCAUGCAGAGCUUAUAGUGCACCUAAUGAAAGCAGUGGUGCUGGUGUCCAUGCUGACCCUUUGCCAAACUUAGAUAAACUGUUUUGACUGGUGAUCAGAAAAAUAUACUGACUUUCAAGAGUUUCUUAACUCCAUUUUGUACUUAUACAUCCCCAAAACAUUACCAGAGUUAUGAACUAAUAUUGUAUUAAAAUUUGUUAUUUUUACGCUAUCUAUAAUAUAUACAAGGAAAAAAGCUAAAAUCAUUCUCUUGCUUUACUGAGCAAACUUGCUGCAACCUACACAUAUUUGGACUCAAUUUUAUAUUUUUAACCAAUUGCAAUACAAUCUGCACAAUGAAGGGUCGUUUUAAACGUUUUUGUUAUGUUCUAUUGAGCUCAAGCUACAGAUGCAAUCCAUCUCUGGUAGGCAUACCCUCAGACAAGUCUGUUUCUGUAGUCAGUCAGUUAA
Cynoglossus semilaevis (tongue sole) is the source of this 2923-nucleotide messenger RNA. RefSeq names its product high-affinity choline transporter 1-like. The record is from RefSeq and is a predicted model, not a curated record. Gene Ontology annotation, molecular function: choline:sodium symporter activity. Gene Ontology annotation, biological process: acetylcholine biosynthetic process; choline transport; transmembrane transport. Bases 241 to 1881 code for a protein of 546 amino acids. The transcript is spliced from 8 exons. Gene Ontology annotation, cellular component: plasma membrane. Lineage: Eukaryota; Metazoa; Chordata; Actinopteri; Pleuronectiformes; Cynoglossidae.